AUGGUGGAGUUGUACGCUAGCGUUAUUACUGGCUUCGAAGGUGUGUCCAGCGAAGAGAUUGCCGCAACGUGGGGUACUAAUGCAUCCAGAGGACGUGGAUAUGUGCGAUUCGAAUUGGAGCCAUCUAGAAUUGUUGAGGCUCUUCGCCUUCAUUCUGUAGACAAUCUCUAUGCAGUGCUGUACGACUACGAAGUGCUAGGACUCACAAGUGAUGCUAGAGAGGAAGCACUUCGAAAGAUAAAGGGCGAAAUUUCACGUAUCAACUGGAAAACUGCCAUCGAGUGCUGGGAAGUAGUUAACGGAAAGCAUGUUCCGGGUGGUAUUGAGACUGUGAAGGAGCAAAUGCGGGAAUUCGUCAAAAAUGGUACCACUGGACUGACACCACAGAGUUCCUUUACGUUUAGGGUUACGUGCAACCGAGCUGGUGAAAAGAGUCGGCACAAUUUUUCCUCGAUGGAUGCGGCGAGAGAGCUAGGAGCUCAAAUCAACAACAUUUUCGGAUGGCGACCUGACAUGAAGAACUUCGAUAUGGAAGUGGUGCUGAACCUCAAGAAUGAGACAAUGUUGGUUAUGGUAGCACUGAACAGAGAUUCACUUUUCAAGCGAAAUAUAUGCGCUUUUGGGCCAACUACGAUGAGAUCUACUAUGUGCUACUGUAUGACAGCACUAGCACGUCCCGUUUAUGGUGAUGUUAUAGUAGAUCCAAUGUGUGGUGGAGGUUCAAUCCCGCUGGAGGGUGCACUGGCGUUUCCUGGUUGCCUUUUCAUUGGUGCCGAUAUACAUCCAAAAGCAUUGGAAAGAUGCAUCGAGAAUAUGGGAAGUUUUGAUUUCUGCUAG
This is a messenger RNA of Necator americanus (New World hookworm), 837 nucleotides long. RefSeq lists its product as uncharacterized. Gene Ontology annotation, molecular function: tRNA (guanine) methyltransferase activity; RNA binding. Gene Ontology annotation, biological process: tRNA methylation. Lineage: Eukaryota; Metazoa; Nematoda; Chromadorea; Rhabditida; Ancylostomatidae. The coding region runs from base 1 to 837 and encodes 278 amino acids. The record is from RefSeq and is a predicted model, not a curated record. The transcript has 7 exons.